AUGUGGAGGUGGUGUGGUAUGUUACUAUGCGGUGCGGGUCUAGCUCUGGCUACUUCGCAGAGCAGUGAGUCUCAAUACAGCGAAAGGUCAAAUACAGCACGCUUACACACCAGCUACCCAGCCGCCUCUUCGGUACCCACGGCAGAUGCUUCUCCCACGCCCGACGCAAGCGGGUUCCUCGACAUGUGCGGAGUUCAACCUACUGCCUCAGUAUCAUGCGGUACCCACGACUCGGUGGAGCAUAUGAAAGACAUCGAAGUCAGAAUCAUCUACUGGCUGACCACUCGGGUACCCUUCUACAUACAGACCGUCCAGUAUGACGUGGUCGGCCACGGCUCAACCCUCACCACCACCGCCACCCAAACCAUCACCAACAACGCAACAGGCGUAGACAUGCUGAGCUACACCAGCCUGAUCCCGACCGCCCAAGUACAACCAUCUGGACCCUACGACAUCUACGAAGUCGACCCCAUCUAUGACACCACCGAGGAAAUCGGCACCGCCACCUUAACCUACCCCACCCCCUACGCCCUCAUCCUCAACCGCAUCCACGUCCACCAAAUGGGCAGCUGCGCCAACGGCAGCACCUUCACCACCUCCGCCUGGUUCGCACAGCCCGCCCCGAUCCCGCUCCCCACCACGCUCCCCUACCUCUCCAUGGGCGCCUCCGUCAACUUCACCAACAUCCCCGGCUUCGACGACGCCUUCCACGCCCUACACCCAGCCCUCGCCUACUGCACCUUCACCGCCUUCACCGGGCAGCCGAGCCCCAAAGUCGUCGUCGACGCCACGACCGCAUUCCGCACCGUCUCGGCCGCAAACGACCUCCAGAAACCGACGCCGACGACGUCCCCAGCCAGCAACGCCGCUGCCCUCAGCUCCGCCGCCCUCCAGCUCGGCUCCCUCGCUUCCUACAUCCUCUGCGGCCUCGGCUCGUCCUGCUCCCACACUGCCACCUCAUCCUCCACCCUUUCCACACACCCCCCAGUCUCGUACGUCAUCCCCCCCGGCACCGGCGCCACUGUCGCGACGCUCGGCGCCAGCGUCGUCCCGCUGUACACUGCCGCUGCUGGUGUCGUCGUGCCCGUGUGGACGACGCUGCAGCCGGGGGCGCCGGCGGCGACGGUGGGGGGCGCGGUGAUGAGCGUGGGGACGGAUGGGGCGGUGGUGGUGGAUGGGGGGACGGUGGGGAGGGGGGUGAGCGAGACGGGUGGGGCGGCGAGGUCGGAGGGGGUGGGGAGAGCGUCGGCGGGAAGGGGUGCCGGGUGGUGGGGUGGUGGUUGGUUGGGGACGGUGGUGGUGGUGAUGGAGGCGGUGGGAGGGUUGUAG
Diplodia corticola is the source of this 1329-nucleotide messenger RNA. RefSeq lists its product as uncharacterized. The record is from RefSeq and is a predicted model, not a curated record. NCBI's taxonomy places the organism in Eukaryota, Fungi, Ascomycota, Dothideomycetes, Botryosphaeriales, Botryosphaeriaceae. The coding region runs from base 1 to 1329 and encodes 442 amino acids. The transcript is spliced from 2 exons.